UUUCUCACUACAGGGGGUUGAGUCGGUUUCACUAUACAGUGGAUAGCAGAGGAGACCUAAGUUGGCUUCUUUAUUUAGAGACCUCAAGGGCACUGGGAAGACUAACGAAAAGGAAAAAUAAAAAAUGAUAUUAUCAAGAGCGUCCACCAAGAUGAAAGUUGGAAUCGCUGCUUUGGCUGCUGGUAUUAUUGGUGGGAUUGGAGUUCUCUUAUUCCUCAUUGCAUUUGGAACAGACUACUGGUUGUUGGCAACAGAAAAUUGUAAUGUUUCCAGAGAGCGCUCUCCUGCUGCCGAGAAUACAACAGAUUCUCCAAAGCCCACCUUGUUUUUUCACCACGAGGGCUUCUUUUGGAGGUGCUGGUUUAAUGGGGAUGAAUAUCAAGAGACAAUUUGGAACUUCUGGUUUACUAGCCAAGCUCACCCCAAGCACUGCAUCCAUGGAUAUCUGUUUCCCAUGCCCAUCGCUCUAGGACCUGUUCCUCAUCCAUCUUAUGAUCCCACUGCAGUGUACAGAGGAUUCUGGACUGCGUUCAUCAUCCUAGCUGUUGCUGCCAGUCUUGUGGGAGGAUUGCUGUUGGUGUGUGCCGUUCCCUUUGUGGCUGCUCGACUCUAUAAAGUAGGAGGCGGAUUCCUGAUCACUUCUGGAGUAUUACUUGUGUUACUGAUCGUGCUCUUCGUCUUGUGGAAGGAGUUUGCUGCUGACCUUCAGAGGUACAUUCUUCUUGAAAGAAGCCAGGCAUGUUUGCCUGAAACCCAUUUUCAUGUUUAUUAUGGAUGGUCCUUUAUGUUUGCUGCUGCUGGUACCCCACUUGUCCUCCUCUCUGGUCUGCUGUUCCUUUUUAUUGGAAGAAGCAUAUGUGUAGAAGAGAAAUAAAUGAUAAAGAACUGCAAUCACAUUAAAGACUAUUCCUCAUUGUAGAUGUGGGCACAAAGCAAUCCAGUUGAAGAACUUUUUAUGUUUAUAUUCUUCAGCAACCAGCUGCAAAGCUUAUAAUUACAAUAUUAAGUAAAAUCCUGCUCUCAAUGAACAAUAUAACAACGGUAAAUAAACAUUCAAUCGGAUGUUUGAAAUAGUGUAGAGAUAUAUGCACUUUUUUCAGUAUUCAUACUGUAUAAAUAUUUUAGAUACGUUCAGCCUUCUAGAUGUACUUUUUCUUAAGUGAAACAACAUAAGAAGAAGAAGAUUUCUCUCACUUCACAUUUUUCAGGUGAUGCUGAACUACAAAAGCCAAAAUCCCUGGCUCUAAAAGGAUUGAGCUUCCUCAACAACCAUGAUGGUUUUUGCAAAAAUAUUUUUAAGGGCUUCUAAGAAGAGCAGAGAGGUCAUUUAAAUAAUGCCUAGGCUAGAAAUUUCUCGAUUGUCAAUCAAGUUGCUAAUGUGUUAAAGUAAUGUACCACUAGAGAUUAGGUUACAAUUUCAAACUAUUAUCAUAUAUUGGGCCAGAUUCAAUUCAUUGAAAGAAAGUUAUCUCAUGGUUUAUCACAUGAAAAGCCAUGGAAAAAAUUCAAUUAGAGGGAAAAAAAAUUCUCCUAAUUCACUUCCAGUUUUUCCCUGUGAGAUAAUUUUUCUGAAUUCAUUGCAUCUCAAAUUGAAUCUCAUCCAUGACUUUUCACGUGAUAAACCUUUUACUCACUGCAGGGUCGACUGGGGGACCCAGGGCCCAUCUAGGCUGCUGCCUCAGGGCCCCCCUCUGGCCCCCUGCCGCAAAAGCACGCACACGUGUGCUAUGUUUUUCCCACAACCAGCUGGUUGCUGCAGGAAGAAGAGCAGAGAGCGGAUAUGGGUUUUUUUCCCAGUGUCCCGCCAAUCCAGUCCGACCCUGACUCACUGUAAUAACAAUGGCCCAUUGGGCCAACUUCAAAACAAUGAGUAAAGUUAAUUUUAUGGUUAUCACAUGAAAACUUAUUCAGUCCCAGGAGAAAAAACUUUUCCAGUUUUUUUAUCCCCAUAGACUUCAUUGGAGUUUUCCUGUGAUAAACAGUUUGCUCAUUGAAUUAAAUCUGGUUCUAUGGAGAAAUCUGGAAUUAAUAUGGAGAUACAGUAAGUCUUUGCUAAGAGAGAGAACUUUUCUAAGUAGCAGAGAGCUUUCCACAUGGGGAUAUGGGGGCUGCGCUUUAUUAUAAGGACUUAUUUUGUUUUCAUAAACUUACAGACACAUGCAUUGCACUUGCAAUAAAUCAACGAUUCUCAUGAUUUGAUUGGGUGAACUGUUUUAGCCAGUGCAAUGAUAGCACUUCCUUUAUGGGUCUAUUCUCAUGUGCUAUCACAUUAUUGCACACUCAUGAGCUACACUGUGAGUAAGGACUUUGAAGCUGAUCACUGCUCUUAGCUCCCUACAUACUGUUAUCUUUCUCAAAUUCAUCUUAUAUAUGUAAUUGAUUUAAGUGUUUCAAACCCUUUUUUUCACAAACGUGAUAUGAGUUAAAAUCUGUAUCUUGUACAAUCCUAAAUAUUAUGGAAAGUCAGUAAAUGCCUUCACCCUUAGAAAGCUGGAAACAAAAGCUGCACACUUUCUGUUGGAAAAACUGUUCAAUUUGGCUAAGGAAAGAGUUUUAUGUUUUACAAAACCAACAUACAGUAUCACUGACAUGUGUGAAAUAGUUAUUUUUUGAAAUGGUGGGUUUCAUAAUUGGGCUGUGCUUUGGCUCUUUCUUUUAUGUACUGUCUAAAUAAUAAAUAAUCUCUUCUGUUUUGGCUGGGAAGGGGCAAAUGCCCACUACCCAUUAAUUCAUUGGCAUGAUUGUGAAUCAGUGUGGGUCAUAAUAUAUGGAUAAUUAAUGGGGUGGACAUUUUUAGGUGGUGGUUACCUGUUCAGAGUGACAGAGUGCUUCCCAGUCACUUGCUGGAAUAAAAUAAAUGCUAAAAUAUAAAAA
Xenopus laevis (African clawed frog) is the source of this 2874-nucleotide messenger RNA. It is a transcript of the gene tmem182.L, whose product is annotated as transmembrane protein 182 L homeolog. The record is from RefSeq and is a predicted model, not a curated record. The coding region runs from base 125 to 874 and encodes 249 amino acids. NCBI's taxonomy places the organism in Eukaryota, Metazoa, Chordata, Amphibia, Anura, Pipidae. The transcript is spliced from 7 exons.